Messenger RNA from Polypterus senegalus (gray bichir), 830 nucleotides. RefSeq names its product protein CD300H-like. Lineage: Eukaryota; Metazoa; Chordata; Cladistia; Polypteriformes; Polypteridae. The record is from RefSeq and is a predicted model, not a curated record. The coding region runs from base 18 to 830 and encodes 270 amino acids. The transcript has 7 exons.
AGGCAGAAUGAAGCUUCAUGCUCUUUAAGUCAGACUGUUGGAUUAACAUGAGGUGGUCUUGGCACAGUAGACUUCUCACUGCAGCUUUCAUUUGUAUAACAUUAGCUGAAGCAAUGACUGUCAAAACAACAGAAGGAGAAAAACUACAAAUUGUCUGUGAAUACGACUACGGGUAUAAGUUAUACAAUAAAUACUUCUGCCGAUACCCGUGUAAAAGUAAUGACGUCCUUGUCCAGUCCAGUCAACCUGAAACCCUGGUGACCAGAGGCAGAUUCCAUCUGUUUGAUUACUCCUCAGACUGCAAGAUCAGAGUGACUGUGGACAACGCUCGACUCACAGAUACUGGCAUAUAUUACUGUGGCAUUGAAAGAUCUUUCUGGUGGGACAGAUUCACUGAAGUACUCAUUAAUGUUGAAAAAGGGCCUUUCUCCACGGUGACUCCAGUAUGGACGACACAGCAACACAGCAGAGUAACAGCAGAGUCCACCAGAUCAUCUGUUUGGGCAGAAAGUUUGCCUCCUUCUUCUGCUUAUUCACAAAGUCCUGACCCUGAAACAACUCAGAAGCCAACAAGGGCAGAGACCACAGAAGUAUGGGUCCCGCUCUGCAUUGCGUCGGCGGCAGUGGUGUUUUUCUUCCUAUUGACUGUUCUGAUACUCGGCCAAAUCAAGAAGAAUAGGAAGGCCACGGAAAUCCAUCAGAGGAGCCAGAGAAACCCACUUAAUACUGUGACGUACAUUCAAGAUCCUUCUCCACUUUAUGAAGAAAUUCUGGACUCUGCAUCUGUGAAUAACAAUGACAUUGUGUAUUCUUUUGUGGUUUUCCACUAG